AUGGCUACAGACCUCGGCGAACUGCUGGUCCCUUACAUGCCCACCAUCAGAGUGCCAAAGACCGGUGACAGAGUGUUCAAGAGCGAGUGCGCUUUCUCCUUCGAUUCCCCGGAAUCUGAGGGGGGCCUGUACGUGUGCAUGAACACAUUCCUGGGCUUUGGACGGGAACACGUGGAGAGACACUAUCGCAAAACGGGCCAGAGUGUUUACAUGCACCUCAAGCGACAUGUCAAAGAAAAAGCCACAGGAGCUGCAGGAGGCACCAUCUCUAGGAGACGGAAUGGAAAAGUGUUUUUGGAUUUAGAGCUAAACCGCGAUUUUAAUGGUGAGGACUAUGAGUACGAGGACGAGGCCAAGCUUGUUAUAUUUCCAGACCACUUCGAGAUCCCCUUACCAAAUAUUGAGGAGUUACCUGCUCUGGUAACCAUCGCCUGUGAUGCAGUGCUUAACGCACCUUCAGCCUACAAGAAGCAGGAGCCUGAAUCCUGGGAAGAGGAGAUCCAAGUAUCGAGACAUGCAAGAAGCCUCAGACAGCUGGACAAUGGAGUCAGAGUCCCACCUAGUGGCUGGAAGUGUCAGAAGUGCGAGAUGAGAGAGAACCUGUGGCUGAACCUGACAGAUGGCGCCAUGCUCUGUGGGAAGUGGUUCUUUGAUGGCAGCGGAGGAAACGGCCACGCUCUGGAACACUACAAAGAGACCAAAUACCCACUGGCUGUCAAACUGGACACCAUCACCCCAGAUGGAGCAGAUGUCUACUCAUUUGAGGAAGAGGAAGCAGUGCUGGACCCCCACAUAUCAGAACACCUGUCGCACUUUGGAAUAGACAUGCUACAAAUGCAGAAAAAAACAGAGAAUGGCCACCACACAGAUAAUAAUGCCCGACCGCGGGUCAGCGAGUGGGAGGUGAUCCAGGAGUCGGGCAUGAAACUGAAAGCGGUAUACGGUUCCGGUUACACGGGCAUCAAAAACCUCGGCAACAGCUGCUACCUCAGCACAGUCAUGCAGGUCCUCUUCAGCAUCCCAGAAUUCCAAAGGAUGUAUGUCGGGAACCUUCAGAGGAUAUUUGACUAUUCACCACUUGACCCCACACAGGACUUUGCCACACAAAUGGCUAAAGUGGGCCAUGGGCUUCUCUCAGGCCAGUACUCCAAACCGCCUAUGAAAUCUGAGCUCAUUGAACAGGUGAUGAAAGAAGAAUACAAGGUAUUAAACUGGCACCAACAGAAAGGCAUCUCCCCUCGAAUGCUAAAGUCUCUGGUCAGUCGAGGACAUCUGGAGUUUUCCUCUAACAGGCAACAAGAUGCACAAGAGUUCUUCCUUCACAUGAUAAACUUGGUGGAGAGGAACAGUACGAGCUCGGAGAAUCCGAGUGAUGCUUUCCGCUUCUUGGUGGAGGAGCGAGUACAGUGCUGCCAGACACGUCGGGUUCGAUACACUCAACGGGUGGACUACUGCAUCCAGCUGCCAGCCCCCAUCGAGGCUGCAACCAAUCGAGAGGAGCUACUGGCAUAUGAAGCCAAGCGCAGGGAAGCUGAGGAGAACAUGAGAGCUCCCCCAGAGCCGGUGAGGGCUCGCAUCCCUUUCACUGCCUGCCUGCAGGCUUUCACUGAACCUCAGAAUGUGCCAGACUUCUGGAGUUCGGCGCUGCAGGCCAAGUCAGCUGGAGUCAAAACGUGCCGUUUCGCAUCAUUUCCAGAAUAUCUGGUGGUACAAAUCAAGAAAUUCACAUUUGGAGUUGACUGGGUGCCAAAGAAACUAGAUUUGGGGAUAGAUGUUCCAGAUUUCCUGGAUCUUAGCCGUCUGCGUGCCACAGGACUUCAAGCAGGUGAAGAGGAGCUCCCUGACCUCAUGCCGCCAAUUGUGCUACCUGAAGACACGAGAGAUAACUCCAUGAGCUCCUUAGACUCUCCGGAAAUAGAUGAGGCAGCAGUAAUGCAGCUGGCAGAGAUGGGCUUCCCGCUAGAGGCCUGCAGGAAGGCCGUCUACUACACAGGCAACAUGGGCCCUGAGAUGGCCUUCAACUGGAUCAUUGCCCACAUGGAGGAGCCAGACUUUGCAGAGCCACUUCUGCUACCUUCCAUGUUGGAUCCGGGCCCUUCUAGCAGUAUAGACGGCCCCAUGGGGGCCGCUCCUCUUGACAACUCGCCCCCCGAGGAAAGCAUCGCUAUCCUCACUUCGAUGGGCUUCCCCAGGACUCACACUAUCCAGGCGCUUAAAGCCACGAAUAAUAACCUGGAGAGAGCGCUCGAUUGGAUCUUCACCCACCCGGAGCAGCAGGAGGAAGACAGUGACCCCCUUUCCAAUAUGGCUGACACAGAGCCCAAUGACAAUGCUUUCUCCAACGCCAACUCGCACAGUGACUCCACAUUGUCCCCAGACAGGGACACAGCCGGACCACGUGUCAAAGACGGACCGGGACGUUACGAGCUAUUUGCUGUCAUCAGUCACAUGGGAGCAUCCACAAUGUCUGGGCACUACGUUUGUCACAUUAAAAAGGAAGGAAGGUGGGUGAUCUACAACGACCACAAAGUGUGUUUAUCAGAAAGGCCUCCAAAAGACUUGGGUUACAUCUACUUUUACCAUCGACUGUCAAGCAGUUAA
Molecule: messenger RNA, 2601 nt
Organism: Nerophis lumbriciformis (worm pipefish)
Lineage: Eukaryota; Metazoa; Chordata; Actinopteri; Syngnathiformes; Syngnathidae
Source: RefSeq, a predicted model, not a curated record